Triticum turgidum subsp. durum (durum wheat) is the source of this 912-nucleotide messenger RNA. The record is from the annotation of a GenBank genome assembly. Lineage: Eukaryota; Viridiplantae; Streptophyta; Magnoliopsida; Poales; Poaceae.
AUGGCGGCGAUGGGGCAGGAGGGGGACGACGUCGACCACUACGAGGUGCUCUGCCUGCCGUCCGGCGAGGAAGGCGCGGCGCUGAGCGUCGAGCAGAUCGAGAAGGCCUACCGGACGCAGUCGCGGCUCCGGCACCCCGACAAGCGCCCCGACGACCCCAACGCCACCGCUGACUUCCAGAGCCUCGCCAGCUCAUACAAGUUCCUCCGGGACGAGUCCCUCCGCUGUCAGUUUGACGUCCGCCUCCGUGGCCGCCGCGAGGCCGCAGCCCGCGCCGCGGCCACCGGGGUCAAGCGGCGGAAGGCCGUGUCCGACCUAGAGGAGCGCGAGCGCGCCUUCGCCGCCGGCGGAGGCCCCGCCGUCGACCCCGUCGAGCUGGCCAGGCGAGAGGAUAAGCGGAAGGCUGCCGACGUCAAGCGCGAACUCGACGAGUUCUUCGCUGCCAAGAAGUCAGGCGUCUCUGGCUCUGCUUCGACUCCGGCACAUGGAGAUAAGAAGGGUGCAACUCCAGAGAACGGACCAAAAACGGACAAGGGUAAGAUCUUGAAGGUUUCUUGGGAAGGGGGUGCAGAUUACUACACUGCAGCAAAGCUUGAUGAGAUAUUUAAGCAAUUCGGCACGGUUGAAGACAUUGUGAUCAAGACUAGGAAAUCAAAGAGCAAGGGUUCAGCAAUUGUUGUCAUGGCUUCCAAGGAGGCGGCACAAACUGCACUGAAGAACCAUUCUGUGUACAAUGUUUUCCCUGUCCCAUUGAUUGUUGCUUCUGUUCAAGAAUCGGGAGGGCUACCGGCAAGGUCAACUCAAACACCUGAACCGAGGACAAGCAACAUUGAUGGAACCGGGUUCAGCGAUUUGGAAGCAUCGGUAUUCCGAAAACUUCAAGAGGCCCAGAAAAGGAAGAAAUCUGGAUAA